Messenger RNA from Amborella trichopoda, 3291 nucleotides. Its product is annotated as pentatricopeptide repeat-containing protein At2g27610. The record is from RefSeq and is a predicted model, not a curated record. Gene Ontology annotation, biological process: RNA modification. Gene Ontology annotation, cellular component: intracellular membrane-bounded organelle. NCBI's taxonomy places the organism in Eukaryota, Viridiplantae, Streptophyta, Magnoliopsida, Amborellales, Amborellaceae. Gene Ontology annotation, molecular function: zinc ion binding; protein binding; RNA binding.
AUGGCUUCUCAAACAUCCAUAUACCAUUCCAUAUCUCUUAGCUUGCGAAAGAAAUUCUCCACUCGGUAUCUAUUCUCCACAAUCACAACACGCGGGGAGCAAGAACACUACCCCUCGAUCAAGCACGCCCCGCUUAUCAAGCUUGGCUUCAAAACUGAUGUAUAUAGCUGCAACAGAUUGAUAUAUGCAUAUUCCAAUGCCAGAGACAUCGUCUCAGCGACGAGAGUGUUUGAGGAAAUGCCCCAUAGGGACAUCAUUUCAUAUAAUACUAUCAUAUCAUGCUAUGUUCGGAAUGCGUGCUAUGAAGAAGCUAUCAAGCUUUUUAGAAGAAUGCAUGCCAUGGACAUGGGUUUGGAUCGGUUCACCAUGGCUGCAAUUCUCAAGGCAUGCAACCAUGCAUCAUUUUGUUUGGAUCAUGCACACCAAUUAUAUGCAGGUUCUUGGAAGAAUGGGUUACAUACCGAUGUCUCUCUAUGCAAUGCCAUGAUUAGCCUCUUCUCUCAGUUGGGCGCAUUAGAAGAAGCUCGGCGGGUCUUCAAUGAAAUGCCCGGACGAGACCUAGUCACCUGGAAUGCCAUUAUUGAUGGACAUUCUCAAUAUGAGUCAUGCAUCAAUGCCAUGGGAUAUUUUCAACUGAUGAAAAGGAAUGGAAUGAGACCAGAUGUGUACACAUUUGUCAGCGUCAUGUCCUCGCUUGAUGGAAUUGCAUCCAUGGAUUUUGGCAUCCAAGUUCAUGGCUGUAUAGAGAAAAGCCCUCUUUGUACUGAUACCUCCAUAGGGAAUUCGUUGAUUGGCUUCUAUACAAGGACUAAAGAAAUUGAUGAGGCCCGAAAGCUUUUCGAGCUUAUUCCAAGUAAAGAUAUGGUAUCUUGGAAUGCUCUUAUUGCAGGUUAUUCUCAAAAUGGGAUCUCUGAAGAGGCGUGGGAGUUGUUUUGUUGGUUGAGACGGGAGGCCAUGCAGCCCAACAGCUCAACCUAUACAAUGAUUCUCUGUUCUUGUGCAGUUUCACCAGAGAUGAGUGAGGGGAAUCAAGUGCAUGCGCUCUUAGAGAAAUCUGGUUUCGAUUAUGAUAUAUUUGUAGGAACUGCACUGAUUGACUUCUAUGCAAAGUGUGGAACAAUAGAAGAUGCAAGAGAAUGUUUUGAAAGAAUGCCCCAAGUUAAUUUAAUCUCGUUUAAUACCCUCAUUUCAGGAUAUUCUCAAAAUGGUCGAUGCAAAGAGGCAUUGGAUUUAUUCUCCAAAAUGCAAGAAUUAGGUACGAAGCCUGAUAGGUUUACUUUUUCUGGUCUUUUGAAUUGUUUCAUUGACCGAGACUUGCUCAAAGAAGGUGAGCAAGUGCACUGCCAAGUAAUUAAAUUGGAUAUUGAUUCAGAUGCUUGUGUUGCUGAUGCUCUGGUUAGCAUGUAUGCUAAUUUCCAGGAGAUGGAUAAUGCUCAAAAAGUUUUUGAUUCCAUGCUUUACCCUGAUAUUGUAUCAUGGAAUUCUAUGAUUUCUAAAUAUGUUUUAUUUGGUUACAUGGAAGACUCAUAUAGGCUGUUUGCGAGAAUGAGGCAGGUCCUGAGGGACUUUGAUGAGUUUACUCUCUCAAGCCUGCUUAAGGCAUCUUUAACGUUAGAGCAGGGAAGAAUGCUUCACGCUUUGGUUAUAGUCUCAGGUUUGGUACAGGAUGAGGUUGUUAUUUCUGAUUUGAUCCAUCUCUAUACACGAAACAAGUGCAUAGAAGAUGCUCUAAUGGUGUAUAACACGAUUUCUGACAGGAACGAGAUGGUUUGGAACUCAUUUCUAAUCAGCUCUGCUCAAAUCGGGGCCAGAGAGGAGUGUAUCAAAGUUUAUAGCCAAGGGCUUGUGCAAGAAAUGAGGCCCAGAGAAUUUGCUUUAGGAUGCAUCAUUAGGACAUGUGGUAGGUUACCAUCAGUUAAUGCAGGCAAACAGAUACAUACCCAUAUCAUCAAAUUUGGAAUCGAUAUCACAGGUUAUGCUGGAAUAGCUCUAAGAGACAUGUAUAGCUCUUGUGGAUGCAUGGACUCUGCCAAAAAGGUCCAUGAUGCCGCAUCCAACAAAGACAUCCAUGCAUGCACUGAAAUGAUGGUUGGAUAUGCUCGUCGUGGACUCUUUAGGGAAGCUUGGGCAAUUUACCCUCAGCUUGAGGAAGCAUUUGAACAAAUGGAUGAGCAAGCCAUCAAAGAUAUCCUUCGAGUUGCUGCAAGCGUAGCAUCAAUCAGUCUUGGAAAAAAGCUUCAUGGGUUUGUGUUAAGACAUGGGUAUGAGACAGACCAUCUUGUAACGAGCGGCCUAAUCAGCAUGUACUCAAAGUGUGGGUCAAUAAGAGAUGCAGCUGCCCUUUUUGAGCAUGCAUCAGACAUGAAUAUCGUCACAUGCAAUGCCAUGAUAGCUGGCUAUUCUAGGAAUGGUUGUUCUCAGCAAGCAAUAGAAUUGUUUGAGCAAAUGAAGAACAUAGGUGUUGAGCCAAACGACAUUUCUUUUGUAGGUGUUCUCUCAGCAUGCUGUCGAAGAGCCCUUUUCGAUCACGGAUUAAAGUACUUUGAUAGUAUGGUCAGGGUUCAUGGUAUUGUUCCCAGAGCAGUUCAUUAUGCAUGCAUGGUGGAUCUGUUGGCGAGGGCAAGGCACCUUGAUAUGGCAAGAAAUUUUAUAGAAAGAAUGCCUAUUGCUCCUGAUGAGUCAGUGUGGCGCACCAUGUUAGGUGCCAGUAGAAUGCAUGGUGACAUAAAUCUAGCAGAACAAGCAUCAAGAAAUCUACUAGAGCUUAACCCUAGAAGUUCUUCAACCUAUGUUCUACUAUCAAAUGUAUAUGCUUCAGCUGGAAGGUGGGAUGACGUUGCUAGAGUCAGAGGAGAGAUGAAAUCAAAGGGAAUAAGAAAGGAACCAGGGAGUAGUUCAAUAGAGUACAGAGGAGAGGUUCAUGUGUUCUUUUCAGAUGAUGGGGUUCACCCAUUGUUGGAUGAAAUACAUUUAAAAUUGGUGGAAGUUAUUGGCAUGGUGAGAGAGACCGGGUAUAUCCCUGACACAAGGUUUUCACUUCAGGAGCUAGACGAGGAUCAAAAAGAGCAUAGCCUGCUCCACCACAGUGAGAAAUUGGCACUAGCUUUUGGCCUUCUAAAAAUGCCCACAAGAACCCCAAUUCGAAUAAUAAAUAACCUCCGAGUUUGUGGAGAUUGCCAUACAGCAUUUAAAUGCAUCUCCAAGAUACUUAACCGAGAAGUGAUCUUGCGAGAUACAAGCCAAUUUCAUCAUUUCCAAUCUGGUUCUUGUUCUUGUGGAGACUAUUGGUGA